Messenger RNA from Vollenhovia emeryi, 1154 nucleotides. RefSeq lists its product as uncharacterized. NCBI's taxonomy places the organism in Eukaryota, Metazoa, Arthropoda, Insecta, Hymenoptera, Formicidae. The coding region runs from base 426 to 1097 and encodes 223 amino acids. The transcript has 3 exons. The record is from RefSeq and is a predicted model, not a curated record.
CAAAAAUUCCAACGUUACAACAGUAUUGAAGUGAAUUAACAAUGGAAAAAUAGGUUUUCUACGUCAUCUUGCACUAUCAUUCGCUCGUAGUGCGCUGAAUGUAACCAAUAUAUAAGCGUCUGUAAUAUCGGAUAGCUGGCAUAUCAUUUCGCAAAAUGACAGUGGAAAGAACUGUGUAUUGAAUCUGACUAUUGUAUAGUGCUAUUUUGUGAAUAUUCCACAUAUCAAACGCAAAUUAUUCCGUUUUGAUUAAUUAAUUUAUUUUGGAUGCGCUACACAUCCUUAUUAUCAAAGAAGGGAAAAGAAACAAAAGCGACGUUAGAACUAAUAUAAAAAGACAAGUCCAUUAAUUGUAAAGUACGUAUUAUCUUUUAUAUAACCAAAGUUCUAAACAAAUAUUAAGUUUAAUAUUAAUAACUUUUUAGAUGCUGUUUAAUCCAUACAACGUAAUAAUGUUACUCUAUGCAACUUUUACUUAUUUGAACUUUCCACAAAGUCCGACAACUUCGGAGGAAGUAGAAGUCAAAGAAAAAAUUCAACGUUUACUACUGGAAAUACAGGACGAAAAUGAAUUCGAAUUAGAAGAGGAAGAUACAUUAGAUUUUUACAAUACAUAUGAAGUCCCAGAAGCGGAAUCGGUUAACUUAUUCGAAGCAAAUAAUACUAAAAUAUAUCUUCCGGAGGAAAUUAUCUGUAGUUCUGUGGAAGCAACUAUAUCGGAUGACUAUAAAAGACAUGCCGUGGAAUAUUGGAGAAGCGGUAUAACAGGACCAAGAUCACUUGAAGGAGUUAGAAGAAGCUUCAAAAUCAGGCAAAUUAACAUCAAAUCAUGUAAAAACUUGGCUGAAAGAUGUCAUUUUUCCAAAUGUCGGACCACGAUCCGUACUAUUAUUAGAUUCGUGGAGUGGACACUGUCCCAACAUAAUUUCAGAAACGAGACCAGAUUCUGCGACAGAUAUUAUUUUCCUAACUAUUCCGGCCGGUAUGUUCAGCAGGAUGUUCGGAGGUCGCAGUGGUGUCCAAUAAAUGACUCACUGGUUCGAGAAUACGUUCGUUUAUUGAAAGCACGCCUUCCUCUGCGUAGUAUAAAAGAGUAAGUAAGAGUGGGCAGUCGAAGACAAAGCGAAGAAGGAACAGCAGCGACAGCCAGAACU